AUGGCGCCUGUCACAGCCGUGGUCGGUGACCGGGCGCAGGGCGGCGCAGCUCGCCAGUCGGGAGGGAGCUCGCGACCCAGGUAUCGGCAGAGUAGCGGUCACGCGUCGAACUCGGCGUCUGCUUCUUCGUCGUCUCGCGGCUCCCCACAGAAUGCGAGUGCCUCUGGGAAGUCGCGGCAAGUUGCAAACGGCGCGCCGUCGCCGAGUCACGCGAAUUCGCGGCGCGGCGGCGCAGGCACGCACGCGGCUUCCUCAGAGCGCGGAGAGGCCGGGGCGCAGGCGCUGUCGUCGCACCAGCAGCGCCUCCAGCAGAACGCGCUUUUCGUGGGUCGGCACUUGCUGCGCGCGAACGCAGACGAGAACUCGAUCACGGACUUGUCGCCGCGCAGCCAAAAGUGGGUAGAGGACGUUCAUCCCUUGCUGGAGUUCUUCAACUACUCGAAGCGCGACGUCUACGCACUCGUCCAGCGUGCCGAGUACGACCAGGACCGCGUGCAGGAAGCGGUGGCGGCGAUCGUCGAGGAGAAGAGGGGUCACGAACAAGGCUCCUGGGAAGUCGUGCUCACGAAGCAGCAAAAGCACCAGCUGCACCGAGCCACGCAGAUGAGCCAGGAAGGAAACGCCGCCGUGGCUGGUCGCGGCGGCGACGGCCGACGCGCGGGAGGAGGAGGCGCCGAGCGAGGCAGCCGAAACGCCAACCACGGAGUCCGCGGCGGCAACGCCCGCAGCAACAGAGGAGCCGCAGCCUCGGGGGACCACGCCGCCGAAGCUGCGAACCGCGGCGGCAGACGGUCAGACGGCGCAGCGGGCGGACAGAGGCGACGACGCGACAGUGCAGACGCGAGCGGUCACCGCCGAGGCGGCGCUGCAGGCGGGCCUGGAGCCGCGGGCAAGCAAGACGCAGAUCGGCGCGGCAGGCGCGAGGGCGCGGGCGAGCGAGACUGGGAAGUCGACGAACUCGAGACGCAGUGGGGUGCGAACGACGGCAUUCAGGACGCGAAAGCUCCAUUCGAGAAGAGUGCAGAAAGUGAGAGCCCGUCUGCCGCGGACCAAGCGCGGUCGAGUCAGAAGGAGACAGUCCCUCCUGCGUCGAAGGCCCCCGGGAGCGCCGAGGCGUCGGCGCCCGCUGCUCAGGCGACGGCGGCGGCGCCCGCGGCGACGGUCCCGCGGUCGUGGGCUGCGCGUCUCCUACAGAAGAAGGAGACGCCUGCUCCGUCAGCUCCGGAGGCGAAGGGGCCCCCGCCGUCGCCGAGGCACACGUCUGCUGCGUCGCUCCACCUCGGGGCUGAGCGGUCGCCGAGAGGAAAGGACGACAGCCGCAAGCGCGAGCCGUCCCCAAUCGCUGCGCCAGAAAUCAAGUCGCCCCGCUCCGCGACGACGCCCGUGAGAGACGUCUGGCCUCAGCAGACCGAAGAGGGCAAAAAGGCGAAGAAUCUGCCGUCGCCGUCGAUGCAUGCUCGCGCCGAGGCCGCGUCUUCCAGUGGAGCGCCGGCGGUUGCUGCUCCUGCAGCCGCCGCAGCCGCUCCUUCGCAGGAGGCCGCUGCCAAAGCAGCGACCUCCAUCCCGUCUCUCCGCGUCUCCGCGCCGCAGCCGACGCCGGCGGAAAGCGCCGCGUCCACAUCCCCUGCGCAGGCAGAGCCGAAGGCACAGGAGACCCUGCAGCGAAGCGAGGCCUGCUCGUCGCCUGCCUCCGCGCCCAAGACUUUGGCCGCGUCGCCGAAUCCGGUGGUGAUCAUGCCGCAGCACAGACACACUCAGGGCGCCGGGGUCUUUGAAUCGUCUCGCGGGCAGGUGCAGACGCCGACCGCGGGCGGUCAGGGCCCGCCCCCGCCCCUCGGCGCGGGCGUCGUCUCCUCGCGGCACCCGAUGACCCCACAGUCAUUCGUCGAGCCGCCGCGCAGCGAGAGCCAUGCCCGCGCGGACGGCGGGCUGGGCUACGUGGGCAGCCGCCCAGGCGAGGCCUACGACGGCGCCAGAGGCGCUGCGACCUCCCAGCAGGGGGCGGAGACGUCCGCGACUCUCGCCGGCGCGGGCGCGUUGGAGGGCAGCCUCCUGACGUUCGGCACCGUGGAGCUGCGAUUCUGCGCGGCCAGUGGAGGCGUCACUGCGACCUCGAUCUCGGGUGCAGCCGACAAGCAGAAGGGCUACGCGUCGUCUGUCGCCCGGCCCCCGUCGCCGAAGCCUGCGACCCCCGCGUACCCGGAGGAGACCCCUGCGGGCGCGCCUGGGCUCCUGGCCCCCGGCGCGGGCGCGGACCUGCUGUCCUCUUCGGGCCUGCGCGGCGACGGGCUCGCGGCCGGCGAGGCGCCUGCAGUGGCGGGCCCCUACGGGCGCGCACCCCUCGUCGGCGAGCCGGCGGAGGCGGCGGGUCGCGGCAGCGUCUCGCCGCGCCAGCAGCAGCAGCAGUAUCCGGCCUCGGGAACGCUGGCGCGCGAGGAGCUCUCGUCGUCCUUCCCGUCUGUCGCGUCAGGCUCGCGGUAUGGAGAGUCGCAGAGCGUGCAAAACGCAGCAGGCGGGCGAGGCAGUCAGCAGCAGCAGGAGUCUGCGAACCGCCUGCAGCGCCUGAACGAGGAGUCUGCGCCGUCGUCGAGCGGCGGGGCGCUUCUCGGUCGCGGAGGCGAGGCGGGCGCACCUUCGGGCCCCGGCUCGUACGGCGGGCGCGGGGGGCAGCAGCCCCACGGUUCUUACGGUGGCCAGGGCCACGGUGGAGGCCGCGGAGGCAGUUCGGGCUCCUCGUACGUCUCAGUGGGCGGCGGACAAGGCCAUCACCACCACGGCUCCGGCGGCGGUCGCGGGAACUACCAGGGCGCGCAUGGCAGCCAGCAGGCCCACGAAGGCCGCGGCGGCGCAGCGGCCGGCGCGGCGGCGGAUUCGCACUCGCAGGGCAGUCGAGCGCAGCAGCCGCUGUUGAUGGGCGCGGCCGCCGGCGGGGCUUCGGGGGGCGAGGGCGCCGACUUUGCGCAGAAUGCCCACGGCGCGGGCGGCGGAGCUGACGGCUCGCUGGACUCGUACUACCAGUACGUCGGCGGCCGCGAGUUUGGCGGCAUGGGCAAGCUGGAGGGCAGCUCGCUGGCGGCCCCGUCGGGCUCGGUUGGCGGUUCCUCGUCCCGCUACCACCAGCAGGGCGCAGCGGGCUCCGCGCACCAGGAGGCUGCGGGAGGCGAGCAGCAGGGCCACAUGAUGUCGCUGAUGGAGGGCGAGUCUGCGAACCAGCAGAUGCAGUCGACCUUCUCCUCGCCGUCCUCGCACCAUCUGUACCCGAACGCCUCGCUCUUCGGCCACAACAACGCGUCUCCACCCUCCUCCGCGGGCCCUGCGGCGGGCGCGAACGCCGAGGCCUCGAGCGGGCCGUCGAACGUCUCCGGCGGCGGCGGCGCGCCUCACCAGCCAGUGGGCAGCGGGCGCGAAGGCCGCGGCGGCGGCGCGGGCGCCUCGUCGGGUGGCAACUCGGGCGGCGACCGACGCAAGAAGCAGUCGAGUUACCACCAUCAUUUGUCGCACCAAAACGCGCAGCAGCACGGCCACGGGCCCUCCGCCGGCUACUACGGAGCCUCAGGCAACGCGAACGCGGGCGGCGGCAUGCAUGCCCAGAACGCCUCCUCGGGGUGGAGCGGCAGCCAUGCUGCGGGCUCGAGCCACCCCCACCACGGCGCCCACGGCGGCGCAGGCUCUCUGGGCGCCUCGGCACUGAUGAACAGCGGCGCGCAGGCCCAGGGGAACAACGUGAACGCGGUCAUGUCCUCCUCGUCCGCCUCCGGCUUCAACGACAUGGGCAUGGUGGGCGGCAACGCGGGCGGCGGCGCGGGAGGCCACGGCCUGAACCGCGGACAUCUGUACGGCAACGAGUACAACAGCUCCGCGGGCUCCUCCUCCUCUGCGUCGAAGCCCCCACCCCCGCCUCCGCCGUCCUCCGCCUCGUCCUCGGCGGCGGCGGGCGGCGCACUGUCUAGCGAGGCGAACCGGUUGCUGGGCUUCGGGCACCACCAGCAGGGCGCCGGCGGCGCGGGCGCGUCUCCGUCGACCGGCGCCGCCUCCUCGGGCUCCAGUGGCAACUCGGGGUUCGCCUACUCGUCGCACCACGGCGGCCAUCCGCGCGACGGCGGCGCGAACCCGAACGCAGGCGCACGCGGCGGCUCCUACGGGCACGGCGGGAACAAAAACCUCGGGGGCUCGGGGGGCAGCGCCGUGGGCGCAGGCCCCUCGAGCCACGGCUCCUCGCACGCGAGUGGCGCUGAGGGCUCCAACGCGAACGCCUCGUCCUCCUCGCACAACGCCGCGACCCCCUUCACGCCGCCGCCCGGCUUGGCGCCCUCGAGCUCUUCGGGCAACGCGCAGCAGCCCAGCGGCCUCAACACGUCGGUCGGCGGAGGGAACCAGCCCCCGAGUGCCUCCUCGCCGCCCACCGGCGCCGGCGGCGCGCCCAGCUCCUACGCGACCACUGCGUACCAGAGCUACCAUCACACCAGCAUGGCAGCAGCCUACUCACACUACAACAACAUGUAUUACGGUCACCACAGCAACAUGAUGCCUCAUCACUUCGGCGUCAUGGCAGGCCACAACGCCGCGAGCCCAGCUGCGGGGGGCAACCCCGCGAACCUGGGCGCGGACUCGCUGCCUUACAACGCCUCGGCGUCGAGCUCCACGCAGCAGCAGGGAGGGAACGCGAACGUGAACUCGUCGUCGUCGGUGAACUCCUCCUCGCAGCUCAACACACCCAACACCAACGCGCUCGACUUGGCGGAAGGCGCCAACCCGAGCGAGUCGCACUCCAGCGGUCCCGCCUCCACGGGCUACGGGCAGCCGCAUUUCCAUCACGGCGGCGACGCAGCGUCGGCGGGCGGCGCGUACUCGGGUGCCGGCGGCGGAUACGGACACAUGCACCAGUCCUCCAACAAGACUCUUGGAGGCGCACCGUCCUCGAACGCGGGGGGGAGCAGCUACAUGGGCUACUACAACGGCUCUUCGUCGUCGUCGGGUUUUUCGUCUUCGCUGCGCAACGCACAGGGUGGCUACCAGAGUCAGCCGCACGGCGCGUCGAACGCGACCUCGGCGUCGUCCUUCAGCUCGUCGCGCAACGCAGGAAACGACAACUCCAACUUGGGCGGCGUGUUGGCUUCCUCCAGCCAGACUGGCGGCGGCUACGGCAAAAACAGCUACGGCAGCAACAAGCAGUACCACAGCGGGCACAGCUCGUACUACCAGCAGCGCGGGAGCGCGUCGUCGGACCAGCAGGCCGCGCAGGCUGCGGCAGCGGCGGGCUACUACAGCGCCGGGUACGGCGGGUACGGUCAGUACGCGCAUCCGCCGGGGCUGGGCAACGCCUUCUAUCAAAGCAACUUCGCGAACCAGAACGGCAACAACCAGGGGCGCCCGAACUACGGAGGAUACGGCAACGCAAACAUGUGGAGUUGA
This is a messenger RNA of Besnoitia besnoiti, 5412 nucleotides long. RefSeq lists its product as uncharacterized. The transcript is spliced from 7 exons. The record is from RefSeq and is a predicted model, not a curated record. NCBI's taxonomy places the organism in Eukaryota, Apicomplexa, Conoidasida, Eucoccidiorida, Sarcocystidae. Bases 1 to 5412 code for a protein of 1803 amino acids.